AUGUCUCUUUACCCUCACUUAUACCUUCCUAUCCUUCCCUUCUCUAUAUCUCUCGAGAGAGAUGGUCAAACUCAACUCAAAGAGAAAACCAACGCCUUGAAGGGCAAACUGGACACCAAGGAAACGCAGCUGCCCCAACAGCGUGAGGUGGCUGAGAGAGCGGCCCAGGAAAUAACUUCCUUCAAGGACGAAUUCUACGGCAAGAGGCUGCAGGAGAAUCCCCGGGUAUGGCUGUUCAGUUUGCUGCGAUCUGCAGCAGUGUUGGCUGUUGAGCCAACAACCCACGACGAUGCCGAAGCCAGCAAGGCUGAGACCAAGAUAAAUGAGAGGCUGAGAAGCCAGGUGGGAGUUUUGGAGCAGCAGCUCCGUGGCACGGAGGCACGAGUUCGUGAUUCCGAGAUAGCCCGGGAGACUGAAAAGCAACGCUACGAAAAGGAGGUCCGACACCUAGACUCUCAGCUGGCGACUGUCUCCCGGGGUAUCAAGGAAUCCCUGCUCGCGAAGGAUCGGGCGAAGUUUGAAGAACUGCAGGCCGAAUUCAUUGAUCUUACGAGGGACACGAAGGAACUUGAGGAUGAGGUUCAGGGCCUGACGGACCAAGUUCGGGAGCUGGAUGAUGCCAACAACUAUCUGGCUGAGCAAGGAGAAAGCCUGAACCAGAAGGUCGAAGAGUUGAAGGGCGACAACCGAUUCCUGCUGGAGCACAACGAAGAGCUAGUGGGCGUCCUUGGGCACCAGGUCGCGGACUACCAGACAGCGGAGGCGGCAGACAUCACCGCCGCAGUUAGUGGCAUGGCGUUUGGGGCGGAUGAUUAA
Molecule: messenger RNA, 816 nt
Organism: Penicillium samsonianum
Lineage: Eukaryota; Fungi; Ascomycota; Eurotiomycetes; Eurotiales; Aspergillaceae
Exons: 5
Coding region: 1-816 (271 amino acids)
Source: RefSeq, a predicted model, not a curated record